Phanerochaete carnosa HHB-10118-sp is the source of this 4944-nucleotide messenger RNA. RefSeq lists its product as uncharacterized. Gene Ontology annotation, molecular function: transcription coregulator activity. The transcript has 18 exons. The record is from RefSeq and is a predicted model, not a curated record. The coding region runs from base 1 to 4944 and encodes 1647 amino acids. NCBI's taxonomy places the organism in Eukaryota, Fungi, Basidiomycota, Agaricomycetes, Polyporales, Phanerochaetaceae. Gene Ontology annotation, biological process: regulation of transcription by RNA polymerase II. Gene Ontology annotation, cellular component: mediator complex.
AUGGCCACAGGCGACAAGGAUAUCCCUCCUAUUUACGAAUCCCAGCCUCCAAAAUGGCUCCCGAAGGCCCACGGCUCCGCUGACCUCGGCUAUGUCUCUUUCUUUCCACCAAGGCCCGAUCAAGAGGAGGACAUCCUGACUGUAUCGAAUGUGAAGGAUGGAUUUCAGCAGCCUCCGGUCGUUCCGGCGGAGACGUACACGGCCAGAGACACUGUCAAGCCGAGAUUAUCGACUGAGAAUGCCCUUUCAGAGCUGGAAGACCUCAUGGCACAAAUCUUCGCUCGUAAGGCAGAAAAUGUCCCCCCCAUCCCCCCUUCAUCGUUCAAGCUGCCUUCUCGAGUGACCAUGAACGAUGCGAAGCGAGAAGCAUGGUUCACGGAUCUCGCCAAUCCGAACGUUCCUUUGCACAAGCUCAGCAAGAGUGUUCCCCACGGCGCGAAAGGACACGACCUCCUGGACUUACUACAGCAGAACAACGUUGCAAUUCCUCGCGCAGUAUGGUUUCUGAGGGUUUUUGGCGGUAACGAAACGGCAGGUCUGAGGAACAGACCACAAUACAUCCCUACGCAAUACAGCGUUGACUGGGCGAAUGUUGUGUGCGGGUACCUGAAGAAACAGCUCACGGAGAUAGCUCUACCGAUGGCUCCUCGUCCAGGCCUGAACGUUAAGCAGUCGUUCAAGGGAGUUCUUUCGGAUCAGGCAUCUCGCGACCGAUGGGUGUCGCGCUUUACAUACAGCCUGAGCCUACUUCGCGUUUUCUAUGCCGAAGGCAUGGUCGACCAUAGGACCUUUCUGGCUUGGGUCGUGCAACAAUGCGGCACAUGCAAUCUUGCCCAGCUUGGGUUCGUAAUCCGACUGGCUGACGAAUAUCUUGACGGGAUGCUCGUGUGUCAUGCUCUGGUGCGGCCUUUGGUAGAGGCUUGCACCGUUCGACUAUCCGAGAUUCGCUCCGCUACCGUUAGAGAUCACUUAGACAACGUAGAGCACACACUCAAGGCCGUACUACUGAGAUGUUUACUUGGUCUCAGAGACGGCUUCGUGAAUCCUCGUCUCUGGGCGCAACAUUCCCUGCUCUUCGAAGAAGUCCUGAGAGAGCACAUCAGUCGCACGUCAUCUGAAAGCAGGAACUCGCGCGGAACACCAGCCCUCAAUGACAGUUUUCUUGCCGCAUACGAGGACGUCAAGAGGCGCAAUGACGCGAUGCUUUUUAGGAAUAUUCCUCCGCGUGUCCUCGGGUCUCUGUCUUCAGCAUUAUCUGACAUCAAGCUUCUGAAUUCGCUAUCAUGCACAUCCAGCAUGGAAUCUUGCCCUUUCUUUGAUGGGAUCCUAGAUCCUUCCCCUGCCUUUGUCCGCAAGCUCGACAUCUUGCUGACGUGGAGCGUGACCCCGUUGCAAUACGGUGACCAUCGACCUCACGCUGCGGCAUCCCUUCUACGGUUAUGGAGAGACAGAGCGGAAGAGCGUGCUGCAAGGCGAGAGCGAGAGUCUCCAGCAGACGAUGUACAAGAUCAUCUCUUCGACUGGCUGGACACGAGCGAAGUUGCAGGCGAAGAUAAUAGCCUUGCCAGCGUGGCUCUGUUGUUCGACCAGUUCGUCAAGAACGGCCUCUUCGAUUAUGGACAGUACAUCCAGCACCUCAUCGCUCGUGGCGAACAGGGCUUGUCCUUCACUGACACAACCCCGUCCAGGCAUAGGAGAUUUCUACAGUGGAUACCUCUACACAGCUCCUCCUCCCCUCUCAUCAGCCAACGAAAGGUUGCACUCUACGGGCUCCGGGUACGAGAAACCCCGGAGGACCGGAAAGAACGCGAGAUCCGCAGGCAAAUCAGGGCAGUAUUGCCGGAGCUCUUCGGCGGCGAAGUACCAGACCAGGCUGUUGCCUCAGUAGACAUUGCUGCCCAAGUCCCUGGCAUUUUCACCGCGACCAGGUUCGAGCAAGUUCGACUGUUUCGUGGUUGGCUCCUGCCGGUAUUGAAGAAGGCUGUUUCUGCGCACACUAAGGGCACGGAAUAUCCGCCUGCGCUGAGGGCAUACUGCACAGCCGUGACAGUAAUGGCUCGCAGUCGACAUUAUGGGAUCAUACUCGAGCUCACUCUGUUCGCUCUGGAACAUGCAAUGUCCAACGAGUUUCUUUUAGCCAUAUUGCAGACCCUGCGACAACACGUCGAGGUAUGGGGAUGUAUGAACAAGAUGAAGGAUAUCGAGGAGGCUUUGUACGCGACGCACAACUUCUGGAAGACAAGAGGGGUACAGAGCCGAGACCUGCUCACGUUACUCUUCGCGAUCGACAACGGGCAGCAUCUCGACCAAGUCACGCGGGCUCAGCUCAUAGCCGACCAUGAGCAGUUUAUACGAGCGUUUCAUCCCGUUGGGGAGCGGCCCGUAGUUGUACCCGCCGUUCUCCCCGAGAUCCUUCUCCUCGUUACAGACCCUAACCCCGAGACGCCGUCCAUCCUCGCGAACAGCUUGUGGUACAAAUACCGCAGCGCUCCCGACUGGGCAUGGAAAGUAUGGGACAACACGGUCGCCAGCCUCCGCCAGAUACCGUCCAUGAUCGAGGAUCCUGCGGGCCGUCGCUCUUGCGCCUUGCGCUACUCAACCUUCUUGAUCCACGUCGACAGGCAUCUAGCCACCGGACUCGACGAGCAUGUAUUGGGCUGGCUGCGCGGCUCCGGCAAAAAUGAGGUCGCAGCGCUUAGCACAGAAACGUGGGAUCUCUUCGUGGUCGUGCUGCUCCAUCUUGCCUCCAGUAACGCUCUUGCUGUCACGUCGCUACUGGAAGGUCUCGUAUACCCCGCAUGGCAGACUGCGUCUACUCUAUCGUCUCCGCAGCAGGGCGCGUCGAUGGAAAUUAUCUUGCCUGUCGUCAACGACCUAUGUACCCGUUUACUCCUCAUCGACGGCACCGACAGCGAGGUCCCGCCCCUUGACUUCCUCCAGUACCAUGGUUUGCAAACCGGACGACGUGACGUGUACCGCGGACCCUACUUUGCAGCUCUCGUGAAGAUAAUCCCCACCCUAGUUCUGCUUGAACAUAAUAUCAACAUACCGGAGCACCUGCGCCAGGGCUGCGGUGUACUGCGGGUCGCUUUGUGCAGCUCGAGCGUCUUCAGGAUGGGCACGUUUCGCGAGCUCGACACUGUGCACGAUGCGUUCCAGGCUGUACUCGCGAAUCCUGAGGUACCGGAGGAGAAGCAUGAGCCAUUGAUUGCUGCGCUCAAGCUCAUAUUUAACGAGGGCCAACAAGAGGUUGCCGAUCCGUACCCAGGCUGGGGAACGCUAUCAAGUUUUUUGAGUCCAUGGAAGCUCGCUGCCACGUCAAUUGAGUUGCGGUUCACGAUGCGACAGUUCAAUGAAGCAUUGCAACGCCCGGCCUACAAAGAUCGAGCGGAGCGGAGCCUCAGCAAGCUCGCUAUCACGCUGUUCGGCCAAGGCAUGGACUCCGAACAGGCUGAUUUUGUUGCUGAAAUGAUAAGAGGCGUCAACCCGGUCGUAGUCGGAAAGUUCGUUAACGCGGGUCUACAGCGAAUAGCCGAGAUCUUGAAGGAAGGGACCCCGUUACAGAUCACGGAAGACCUACAUCGUAACGUUGGGAAAGCUGGCAAAGUCCUGCGUCUGCUGACGAAUCUGGUUGAACCCAUGCGAGCUCCCGCCAGCACCACUUCGCUGCCUCAGGUCGACAGUCCGGCGCCAAGGGAUCUUAUCUCCGUUGUACAAGGUCUGCUGCAAGGAAUUGCAGACCGUCUUUCUUCGAGCGACAUCCCAGAGUCUUCGGUGAUCAGCGAUCACGACUCUGUGCGUCGAAUGAUUGCCGCCACCAUCUUUCUUGCGCGGGUCGUGCAGUUUGUGUUAGGUUUUCCUGGCGCAUGGAUGCAGUGGGCGAAAGACCACUGCGAAAAUUUGUCUCAGAUACUGAGUCGGUUAAUAUUGGUUUUUGGCUCUGGUACUACUCUGGAUGUCAUUGCAUUCCCUUUGCUUCUAGAUACUCUCUAUUAUUUGUUGGAUGAGAUACCCGUAGAUCCGAAAGCCACCACCAUAGAUCCUUUCCGCUGCUACCCCGUAUACGAGCUACGAAGCCUCCCUCUCGACAUGCCCUUCGAAUAUCGCUCCAGAAUACGUGCCCUGAUACCCUACGUUGAGCCCAAUCUCGCCGUUGCCGACCUUGCCUAUGUCUCAAGGGAUCCUUCUGGCUCGAUAUCAUCAUCGGAGGUGUCAUUAGUGCACAACAAACCAUGGGAAUGGACAGAAUAUCUGGGUGAUGUCUCCGGGGCAGACACUGCUAAGGAGAACGUCGAGACGCGCGCCCUCCAACCGUCGCACUAUUCUACAGACCAGCAGCCUGUGAUCCGCAACUCCUCGUCUUUGUCCCUGGACCUGUUCGCCGCCCGGGUGAUUGGAACCAGCAGCGCGCCCGCUGAAGACGCUAGAGUCGAGAGCGAGUUGCGCAUGUUGCAGGACGAUUUCCUGGCGGAAAGUGUAUUCAGGAGGGACUUCAGGGAAACGCGCGUUGAUCCUUCGGUUAUCGGCGCUAAGGUCAGCCCUGCCUUCAACGUUGAAGAUGGCGAUGCAGGCAAUGCACUCGCCCCCUCCGGCUCCGACCGUCGUUCGAGCUCGCGCGCGGGGUCACCGUCCGGCUCCGUUCGCUCCCGAGCGUCGAUUCAACCUUCCACAGCGUCAGGCUCUCGGCAAACCAGCCCAGCUACGACACGCGGCUCGCAGCAGCGUAGCCAUUCUGGGCUCAGCAAACUUGCAGGAACCAGCAUGGUCGAACCGAUCGACGUCGACAUGCUCGACCUGACCGGCGCUGCGAGCAGAAAUACGGCAGGCACCAAGCGGAAAACUGCUGAAGUAGACGACGAUGACGAGGUGGAGAUUGUCGAGCGCUCGGCUGUUGCGUCUCAGUCAAAGAGAGUGAAAGGGAAGCCCAAGUCGAAGAAUCGAUGA